ACUCAACACAAUUCCCAUCUCUCUCUCUCUCUCUCUCCUACUUUCUCUCUCUAAAAAUAUCACUCACCAACAACUCUAAUGGCAGUUGAAGCUUUGAAUUCUCCAACAACAGCCACCACUCCUUUAUUCCGACAAGAUUCCGGCAACCAUUUAGCUUAUUUAGAGUCAUGGACCAAAGGCAAAAGAUCAAAACGACCUCGUAUCGACCAACAACCAUCCGAGGAAGAGUAUCUUGCGUUCUGCCUUAUGCUACUCUCUCGCGGUAACCCACACACGGUUCCUACUGCACCACCGCAACAACCGCAACAACAACAACUGCAACUGCAACAACCACAACAACAAGGUGCUUACAAGUGUAGCGUGUGUGAUAAGACCUUUGGGUCUUACCAAGCGCUCGGUGGCCACAAAGCGAGCCACCGAAAAAAUCUACCCGAACAUGAGGGAACAACAACUACUGAGCAACCAACCGCACCGACAACCUCUUCUACUAGCGGGACACACGGAACUGGGAGGAGUCAUGAGUGUUCCGUGUGUCACCGGUGUUUCCCCACCGGACAGGCGUUGGGGGGACACAAGCGGCGCCACUAUGAAGGGGUUAUCGGUGGCGGCCGUGCCAGCAGUGGGGUGACAUCAUCCGAAGGAGUUGGGUCUACCAAUAGUCAACGCGGGUUUGACCUCAACCUCCCCGCCAUGCCCGAGUUUCUCCCUGGGUUUGCUGACGAGGAGGUUGAGAGCCCGCACCCCGCCAAAAAGUCAAGAAUGUUUCUGGCGGUGAAGACGGAGAAAACCAACAACAGUACCCAGUAAAAUUUUACUCACAGUAAAAGUAAAACUAUUGUGGGAAAACCGAUAUUUUAUCUGGACAAAGACGCUGCUUUCAGGAAGACUUGACUUCAAAACCUAACCACAGAUCAACACGCACUAUUAAAUUUUACGAUUAUGAAUUAUUGUUUUAUAGUUUAGGGAAUUUAUGUUUAGAAAUCUGUCUAGUCGAGUUCUUUGAUACAGAGAUAUUGAUUCUUUGUAAAUAAUUGUUGAAUUUAAUUUGAUUGAUUUUUUUUUUGUGUAAUUCAGUUGGUUGAUAAUGAUUGUUUUCCGAUUC
This is a messenger RNA of Helianthus annuus (common sunflower), 1102 nucleotides long. RefSeq names its product zinc finger protein ZAT10. The transcript has a single exon. Gene Ontology annotation, molecular function: DNA-binding transcription factor activity. Bases 79 to 807 code for a protein of 242 amino acids. The record is from RefSeq and is a predicted model, not a curated record. NCBI's taxonomy places the organism in Eukaryota, Viridiplantae, Streptophyta, Magnoliopsida, Asterales, Asteraceae.